GACCACUCCACUGCGAGCAAAAUCGGAGCUUUCUUCGACAGAGCCAAAUCAAAAGGCAAAAAACUGGUUUCUAAAUCGAAGGAGCAUUCGAAAUCGCCCGAAGUUUCGGAAUCGUCUGCACAGUGUACGCUUGUUCAACCAUCAUCGAUGCAACCAAGUGAAAAGGACGAGAUGGUUCAGGUUGAAGAGCCUAAGAGCUCGGGAGAACCAGCUGUGAUUUAUUCACUCGGUCAACGAUUCCGAAUUAUGCCAUUCUUCAAAUAUCGAAUGAUGUUGCUUGGGAUGCUGCUCUCCAUCACAUUCGUGUGCCCUGGUUUUAUCACUGGCCUUCUCUGGGGUCUGUACUUGUCAUUCAUAGGAUUUCUGUACCUGUUUGUUUCUGAACCACGUUCAAGGGGAUGGAUGAAUGAGUUGAAGGGAAAGUAUUCGCCUGCAACGUACCAUGUCAAUAAUGCUCAGUCUGUGCUCGUUCGCCUAGAGGGUACCACACUGCGAAUAUCACGACCCGCGAAAGCAGUGCUGAAACAUGCUUUCCACGAAGAUCCCACUCUAACUCAGCCACAACCUACCAUGGUUUCGCAGACGUUGUACAGCCUUGAAGGAGCUCAU
Molecule: messenger RNA, 609 nt
Organism: Ostertagia ostertagi
Lineage: Eukaryota; Metazoa; Nematoda; Chromadorea; Rhabditida; Trichostrongylidae
Source: the annotation of a GenBank genome assembly